Messenger RNA from Drosophila ficusphila, 504 nucleotides. RefSeq names its product probable trafficking protein particle complex subunit 2 (gene Trs20). The transcript has 2 exons. Gene Ontology annotation, biological process: endoplasmic reticulum to Golgi vesicle-mediated transport. Lineage: Eukaryota; Metazoa; Arthropoda; Insecta; Diptera; Drosophilidae. Gene Ontology annotation, cellular component: cytoplasm; nucleus; TRAPP complex. The record is from RefSeq and is a predicted model, not a curated record. Bases 28 to 447 code for a protein of 139 amino acids.
AAUCAUACUGUUUUGGUCUUCAUAAAAAUGUCCACCUAUUACUUUGUUAUUGUGGGCCACAAUGAUAAUCCUAUCUACGAAAAGGAAUUCAGCACUGUCAAUAAGGAACUUAGGAAAGAGGACCACAGACACUUAAGCCAGUUUAUUGCCCAUGCCGCCUUGGACUUGGUGGAUGAGCACAAAUGGAAAACGGCAAAUAUGCAACUGAAAUCUAUUGAUAGAUUUAACCAGUGGUUCGUUUCCGCCUUCAUUACCGCCAGCCAAAUUAGAUUUAUCAUCGUUCACGACAAUAAAAACGACGAGGGCAUCAAAAACUUCUUCAACGAGAUGUAUGACACGUAUAUUAAACACUCUAUGAAUGCUUUUUACCGGAUUAACACGCCCAUCAAAUCCCCGAUGUUCGAAAAGAAAUCCGAGAUCUUUGGCCGGAAGUAUUUGUUAUCCUAAACUUGUUAAAAUCUUUAGCCAUUAAGUAACGUUAAUAUAAAUUUGAUUCAAUAAGAA